AUGCUAAGUGUAGUGGAAGGGAUUUUCCUUUUUAUUGCAAUUAUUGAGUUCAUUCUGGGAGUUCUAGGGAAUGGGUUUAUUGCACUUGUGUACUGCAACGACUGUGUCAAGAGUAAGCUCUCUAUGCUUGGCCUUAUUCUCACUGGCUUUUCAAUUUCUAGAAUUUGUCUGAUAUGGAUAAUAAUAAUAGAUGGAUUUAUAUGUAUAUUCUCUCCAGGAACACAUUACUCUGAUAAGCUAAUUGAAUAUAGUGGCUACAUUUGGGUACUUGUCAAUCAAUCAAGUAUCUGUUUUGCCACCAGCCUCAACAUCUUCUAUUUCCUGAAGAUAGCAAACUUUUCCCAUUACAUAUUCCUCUGGUUGAAAAUGAGAAUUAGAAGAAUUCUUCCUUUCCUGAUGGGAUCUUUGCUUAUUUCAUGGUUAGUUACUAUUCCGCAAGUCAUGAAGUAUUUCAAUUUUAAUAAAAUGAAGAACAGAAACACAACCUGGCAAUUCAACAUGCAUAAAAAUGAAUUCUUUGUUCAACAGUUUUUGCUAAAUAUUGGAGUCAUCUUCUUCCUUACACUAUCCUUAAUAACAUGUUUCCUGUUAAUCCUUUCCCUUUGGAGACACAGUGGGAAGAUGCAAUUGAAUGCCACAGGAUUCAGAGACCCCAGCACUGAAGCUCAUGUGAAGGCAAUGAAAAUGCUGAUAUCUUUCAUCAUUCUCUUUAUCUUGCAUUUUAUAGGCUGUGCCAUAGAAAUAUCAUAUUUUACUAUGCCGGGAAAAAAAAUCAUGUUCAUUUUUGGAAUGACAACCUCAGCCAUCUAUCCCUGGGCUCACUCAUUUAUCCUAAUUCUAGGAAACAGCAAACUAAAGCAGGCCUCUUUGCAGGUAAUGCAGCAGUUAAAGUGUUGGGAGAAGCGGGGAAUCUCAGAACCACUUGGAGAAGCUUGA
Molecule: messenger RNA, 936 nt
Organism: Nycticebus coucang (slow loris)
Lineage: Eukaryota; Metazoa; Chordata; Mammalia; Primates; Lorisidae
Product: taste receptor type 2 member 10
Exons: 1
Coding region: 1-936 (311 amino acids)
Biological process (GO): G protein-coupled receptor signaling pathway; sensory perception of taste; detection of chemical stimulus involved in sensory perception of bitter taste
Cellular component (GO): membrane
Molecular function (GO): G protein-coupled receptor activity
Source: RefSeq, a predicted model, not a curated record